UGGUGCCAAUCGUGCCAAAUGUCAAACAAACCGGAAUAAAACGUGCCAGAAAAUGGGAAUUUUGGAAAAAAUCUCGGAAAUCGAGAAGGAAAUCUCUCGCACGCAAAAAAAUAAAGCCACCGAGUACCACUUAGGGCUCCUCAAAGCCAAACUUGCAAAAUACCGUUCCCAGCUCUUGGAGCCUUCGAAAAAAUCGGAAAAAGGUGAAGGUUUCGACGUUUUAAAAAGUGGGGAUGCGCGUGUGGCCUUGAUCGGCUUCCCGUCAGUCGGAAAAUCCACUUUGUUGUCAACUUUAACGAAGACGGAAAGCGAGGCAGCGUCGUACGAAUUCACGACCUUGACGUGCAUCCCGGGCGUGAUCGACUACAAUGGGGCCAAUAUCCAGCUGCUCGAUUUGCCCGGGAUUAUCGAGGGGGCUGCCCAGGGCAAGGGCAGGGGGCGGCAGGUGAUAGCGGUGGCACGCACGGCCGACUUGGUCCUCAUGAUGCUGGACGCCACGAAAAAGGACGUCCACCGACACUUAUUAGAAAAGGAAUUGGAAAGUGUGGGGAUUAGGCUGAACAAAAUGAAGCCCAACAUUUAUUUCAAGGUGAAAAAAGGGGGCGGUAUUUCGUUCAAUUCCACUUGUCCCUUGACGAAAAUCGACGAAAAGCUCGUGCAAAUGAUUCUGCACGAGUACAAAAUCUUCAACGCUGAGGUUCUCUUCAGGGAAGACUGCACUGCCGAUGAGUUAAUCGACGUGAUUUGUGCGAACCGCGUCUAUCUUCCAUGCCUUUACGUUUAUAAUAAAAUCGAUCAGAUUUCGAUCGAGGAAGUCGAUAGAAUAGCCAGACAGCCGAACAGUGUUGUCGUCAGUUGCAACAUGAAGCUCAACCUAGAUUACCUCCUUCAAGUCCUCUGGGAGUAUUUAAAUUUAAUUCGCGUUUAUACGAAAAAACCGGGACAGCCGCCGGAUUUCAGCGACGGCUUGAUUCUGAGAAAGGGGGUUACAGUGGAGCAUGUGUGUCACGCAAUCCACAGAACGCUCGCCCAGCAAUUCAAGUAUGCCUUAGUCUGGGGCACGAGCACCAAAUACUCGCCCCAAAGGGUCGGCACUUCCCACGUCAUGCACGACGAGGACGUCAUCCAAAUAGUUAAGAAGUAAUUAGAUUCGUUGUUACUGCAUAUUAUUAAAUGAUUUUCUUACA
Messenger RNA from Tribolium castaneum (red flour beetle), 1187 nucleotides. RefSeq lists its product as uncharacterized. The transcript is spliced from 4 exons. The record is from RefSeq and is a predicted model, not a curated record. Gene Ontology annotation, cellular component: cytoplasm. Gene Ontology annotation, biological process: cytoplasmic translation. Gene Ontology annotation, molecular function: GTPase activity; GTP binding. NCBI's taxonomy places the organism in Eukaryota, Metazoa, Arthropoda, Insecta, Coleoptera, Tenebrionidae. Bases 53 to 1144 code for a protein of 363 amino acids.